AGAUGAGCUGAUAAUUCACGUCUCUCGAUGCUAAAAAAAUUCGUUUCUUACGUAUUUUAACGUACUAAUAUUCUCAAGCCCUAAAAUAUCGAUCUGCAAAUCUCUACCGAUUCCACCAAGAACUCAGUAGGAAACUCAUCACGCCUCAAGAUUUUCUUAUAUGUACCGAAAUCGUCAUUGUAAGCAUCAAUUUUGUGGAAAAAGUAGUGACUUCGAUCUUUCUGAAGGCAUCAUUUGAUAAUUACUGUCUGAGAAGUUGUCUUGUAAUUGAGGAAUCUCUCUAUGAUUGUUGUGGAAUUAGGAUUUUAUUGUUAUUUUUCUGGAUGCGUCAUCAUUUUGUAUAAAUGCUUGUUAGACGGGAUCUAGGGUUUCCCUCCCUGGUGUUCCUGGUUGUGGUUGUGGUUGUGCCAGUGAUCGUGCUCAUUAUCCGUCGAAAAUUGCGGCAUUCGGUAGCGAGAAGUGAGGAGAUUAAGAGGCUUGUGGUAUCGGCUUCAGAGGAGUUAGCUAGGGCUGAGUUUGAAGCCCGAGAAUCGUACUAUUACACUGCGAACGCUACGCCCUCGGCUGGGGUUUCGGGUUUUGACUCCCGCUUCGGUUCCGACUUACGUGUCGAUUCCAUUGGGUUCUCCGUUGAAACCGCAAUACCAAUGUGCUGUUUGCUUUUGUCCCACCACCACGCGUUGUGCCAAGUGCAAAGCUGUUCGUUACUGCUCUGGGAAAUGCAAGUGGAUCAUGAAGAUCAAAGUGACACUUUUGAUACUGAAGCUCAGCAAACUUUUACAUCGUCUGUGACUGGGAGAUUCCCAGAAAAUUCUGAUAACAAGGAUGAUGAUGAAUCCCUUGCUCAUCAGCAGGGUAGAAAUUCCACCUCUACCACCCCUACUAAAUUUUCUGCAGGUGUUACUGUUGACAACUUAGUGAAAUCAUUGCACCAGACAUUGGGUAGCCCUACCAGAGCCAGAAAGUCAACUGGUUUAGGGAAGACAAUCUCAAAAGAUCCAAUCCAAGUGAUGAAGAUGCUCAGUCAAGUUCAUCUUGUUGGACAAACAGCGACUGGCAGUUACACUGCUAAUCAGAAUAGCAAUAUCAUCAAUGGAUGUAUUGCUGAUAAAGUCAUAAUAGAUGGUUUGGGAAAUAACAAGUUCAAUGAUAGCAGUGAUUCGUCAAAGGAUGAUACUUCCAAGUUCAGGGAAUCUAAAAAUUCUCCUUCUCAUCGUGCUUCAGUGCUUAAAGAUGAUAGCUUAUCUUCUUCAAAUGAUAUUUCCAGUAACAAGAGUAGGAUUUCCCACACAUCCAAAUCUAGGGAAAUAAGUUCAUCACCAAAAGCUCCGGACACCAGUAGUAGACAUGCAUCUCAUACUACAAAGCCUGUGAAGGUGGAUGAUGACAAUCAUAGGGCCACUGUUUCUUCACCCAAACUCACGGAAAGUUCUCGUAUUAGAAGUGGAUCCAAGACAUCAAAAUCAAAAGCUGUUGACCAGGUCAAGCCCUCUAAGUCAUUAGAGGGAGUAAGUGACAGAUACGCUUUCAAGGGUCUCUUCCCAUACCAAAUGUUUGUCAAGCUGUACGCUUCAAAAAAGAUUGAAUUGCAGCCUUGUGGCCUAAAAAAUUGCGGAAACAGCUGUUAUGCUAAUGCGGUGCUCCAGUGCCUGAUAUACACUCCACCUCUGUCUGCUUAUUUUCUGGAAGGGCUUCAUUCCAAAGCAUGUGAUAAGAGAGGAUGGUGCUUCACAUGUGAGGUUGAAGGCCUUGUUAUGAAGGCAAAAGAUGGGAACUCUCCGUUGUCUCCUAUUCGCAUACUUACCCAUAUUGAAAACAUCGGAAGCAAUCUUGGGCAUGGGAAAGAAGAAGAUGCACAUGAAUUUCUAAGGUAUGUUAUCGAUGCUUUGCAAGCAGUUUGCAUCAAGGAAGCUGCAGGAGCGAAUGCCUUGAACUGUUUGGAAGAAGAAACAAGUCUGAUUGGGCUUACCUUUGGGGGUUAUCUACGGUCUAAGAUCAUUUGCAUCAAAUGUGGAGGCAAAUCGGAGAUGCAUGAAAGGAUGAUGGAUCUGACAGUUGAAAUAGAAGGCGAUAUAGGAACUUUGGAAGAGGCUUUGGAUAAAUUUACAUGUACCGAGAUUCUGGAUGGUGAAAACAAGUACAAAUGCAGCAGGUGCAAAUCCUAUGAGAAAGCCAGAAAGAAACUGACGUUAUUGGAGGCUCCUAAUGUGCUUACUAUUGCAUUGAAGAGAUUUCAGUGUGGUAAAUUUGGGAAGCUGAACAAAUCGGUUGAGUUCCCAGAGAUUUUAGACAUGGCUCCGUAUGUUAGUGGGACAAGUGAUAAGUCGCCAGUUUACAGGCUUUAUGGGGUGGUGGUUCAUGUAGAUACAAUGAAUGAUGCCUUUUCUGGUCAUUAUGUUUGCUAUGUUAAGAAUCAUCACAACCGAUGGUUCAAAUUUAACGACACCAUGGUGAACGAGGUGGAUCUUCAACAUGUAUUGACAAAAGGCGCAUACAUGCUCUUUUAUGCAAGAUGCUCCCCACGGGCCCCACGAUCAAUACGCAGCUCAAUAAUCCAGCAUCAAGAUCCACGGAAACACAAAACAUUCGUUCACUCCACUGAACCUUGGGAGGCUUGCAUUUACCAGCCGGCUUCUCAGUCUGGCCACCGGCACCGGAGUCUGGAGGAGGAAUCUUCCUCCUCCAGUGACAACUCGGGGUUCUUCUCGGAGUCAUGUUCUUGCAGCACAGAUAGCAGCACCCAAAGGGACUCCAGUGAUCACAUUCCGGGUGACUGGGAACAUGAUUACUGGAACAACAGCAGCACCAACAUCAACACCAACACCAACACCAACACCAACAUGAAUGUGACCUCGUCGGAUUCUGACACCUCAUCGACGUCCUCCUUCCCGUCCCCGUUGUACUCCAGGCUUUCUCACUUGUACACUUCAAGGACAAACGAGGAUGAAUGUAGAAAGUUAGAUUGUAGUUGUAAUAGUUGUAGUAGGGUUAGGGUAACUAACUUGAACCUGGAUAGAUUAGGGUCCAAACCAGGUGCAAGUGUAACCUUUAGAAGAUCGGCAACCAGGGGAAUAUUGGAGUAAAAAAAAAACCUUUUUAAAAAAAAAAGAGGUUUUUGAGUAGAGAGGGAAUAAGUGUAUCUGUUGUUAUCUGUAUCUCUCUGUAUGUAUGGUAAUGGUAAUGGUAGUA
Molecule: messenger RNA, 3189 nt
Organism: Lactuca virosa
Lineage: Eukaryota; Viridiplantae; Streptophyta; Magnoliopsida; Asterales; Asteraceae
Source: the annotation of a GenBank genome assembly